GUCGGUUUUCCUCUGUGGAACCAUCGAGCUAUAGCUCCUCGGAAAGGGGGAGUGGAAAGAGUGUGACACAGUUACCGAACUGUAACAAUGUAAACAGCAGAGUUCUUUGACAGUGGUGUGAGGGGGGUAAACCAAGAUGGCCACCAGCCGCGUUCCACUAGUCUUGUUAGCCUGUGGCUCCUUUAAUCCCAUCACCAACCAGCACAUGCGGCUGUUUGAGCUGGCCAGAGACCACAUGCACAGCACAGGCCAGUACCAGGUGGUGGGUGGCAUCGUGUCUCCAGUGAGUGACGGCUAUGGAAAGCAAGGCCUGGUACUUGCUAAGCACCGAAUUGCUAUGGCAAAGCUGGCGCUCCAGAGCUCCAACUGGGUCACGGUUGAUGAAUGGGAGAGCGAGCAGCCAGACUGGACAGAGACUGUGGUCACCAUGAGGUAUCAUUAUGGGCGUAUUCUGAAGGAGUAUGAGCAGAGCACAGAAAGGCACAGUGACUCCAAUGAAAACACCACUCCCCUCUCAAGUCCCUGUCCCCAGCUGAAGCUCCUGUGUGGAGCUGAUUUCCUCGACACUUUCAAGAUCCCUGGCCUGUGGCGGGACGACCACGUGGAGGAGGUGUCCGGGCGUUUUGGCCUCGUCUGCGUCAGUCGAGGGGGGCUUCAGCCUGAGAGAGCAGUGCACGAGUCAGACACGCUCUCGCGCCACCGUCAAAACAUUUUCCUGGUGAGGGAAUGGGUUAGGAACGAGACAAGCGCCACAGAGAUCCGCCGGGCUCUGAGACGGGGGCUCAGCGUAAAAUACCUGAUCCCAGACACUGUGAUAGAAUAUAUUCAUCAGCACAAUCUCUACACGGAAGACAGUGAGAGGAAAAAUAAAGGCACGGUGUUGAGGCCGCUCGCCAAAGAAGCACAACAGCCAGUGAAGAGUCUGGAUGACUAUGUAAAUGUUGCCAUCAGGAAAAUCGCCACCUUGUUAAAGCCUGACAAGGACAUCACCCACGACGGGGACCACAUCAUCAUCAAAACCCUCAGCACCUUCAAAAACUACAACAUGGACUUUUAUGUGGGCAAAGAGUUCGAGGAGGAUCUGUCGGGAGUGGAUGACAGGAAAUGCAUGACCACCAUCAACUGGGAAGGAGACAAGCUGGUGUGUGUGCAGAAGGGAGAGAUUGAAGGAAGAGGCUGGACCCACUGGGUGGAAGGAGAUGAGCUUCAUCUGGUCCGUCUAAAAACUUUAAAUUACCUUCUGUUCUCUGUAGGAGCUGAGAGCUGGAGGAGCUGUUUGCCAGCAGGUCUUCAAGAAAACCUAAGCUGGCUCUUACUGAACGGGACUGUGCCCCUGGAUGACGUUGGCUCACAUUUUCUGCCCUCAUGCCCCCUGACUCAAAUAAAAGCAGCAGGACUCCCUGCACCUUCCCCCUCCUUACACUGUCUAAAGUCUACAACAACGCCAGCUGCCACCAUGCCUGUAGACUUCAAUGGGAAAUGGAUACUGGAAACCAGUGACAAAUUUGAGGAUUAUUUGAAAGUGCUGAAUAUUGACUUUGCAACAAGGAAAAUUGCCAUCUCCCUGUCUCAGACAAAAGUGGUAGCUCAAGAUGGAGACAAGUUUGACUUCAAAACACUCAGCACCUUAAGGAACUAUGAGCUGGCCUUCACUGUAGGGGUUGAAUUUGAUGAGUACACCAAGGGACUAGACAACAGAAAUGUCAAGAGUGUGGUGACCUGGGAGGGAGACAAGCUGGUGUGCACUCAGAAAGGAGAGAAAGCCAACCGUGGCUGGAAACACUGGAUCGAAGGAGACAAACUCUACCUGGAGCUGACGUGUGAAGACAUAGUUUGUGUUCAGGUGUUCAAGAGAAAAGAAUAAAAGGCAAAAUAUCUG
Morone saxatilis (striped sea-bass) is the source of this 1879-nucleotide messenger RNA. RefSeq lists its product as uncharacterized. Gene Ontology annotation, cellular component: mitochondrion. The transcript is spliced from 12 exons. Gene Ontology annotation, molecular function: nicotinate-nucleotide adenylyltransferase activity; nicotinamide-nucleotide adenylyltransferase activity; lipid binding. Bases 137 to 1864 code for a protein of 575 amino acids. The record is from RefSeq and is a predicted model, not a curated record. Gene Ontology annotation, biological process: NAD+ biosynthetic process. Lineage: Eukaryota; Metazoa; Chordata; Actinopteri; Moronidae.